AUGGCCCCCCCAACAAAAUAUAAAACUGCGGCUGCUAAGCUCGAGGCAAUGAGAGCCAAGCGCACACGGUACUACGCCAGGUGCCGUGAGAUGAUCCUCGCGAAGAGGAGGGAGAGAUACCAUGCUAACAAAAACCGUCAAGGGGACGGUGAUAGCAGCAAUGACGAGUGCACGGAUGACCAUUCAGAUGAUCACCACGAAUCACUAGAGACAUUGGCUGAUUGCAUUGCCGUGGUCAAAUACGCUAAGGACGACUUCAUGCAACAUGUUCGAUCGCCGCGAACCUUCACCUUGGGCGUCUUCGCCGAAUACACCAAAUCUAUUCCGGACGCUCCUGGAGGCCACGGGGAUCGAGAAAUCCUCAAACGUGCCAUGUUGAGUAUUGAGGACUUCCUCAAGAGAGCUACUCGAGGGCAAGAUGGCAUCCUUCAACUAUGCAGGGUUUGUGAUGAGUGGCGUGCUGCAGACCAAGUUUGCCGGAGCAUGAGGGACACCAUUGCCAUGGUGGAAGACAUUUACUGUCAUGCGCUAAGUGACGGAGAUGCUGAGUUAGCCGUCGAGCCCCUUCAGUGACAAAUUCCGUAUUAUACGGGCCACCCGACCUACAUAAUAUCCCGUAUGAGACGGGCCAGCGGAUUAUGGGCCCAUGUUGUGUAUAUUCUCGAUGAUGACAGAUGGGCCGGGACACAUAUUAUUUCCGAUGGAGACGGGUGGGCCCAUGUAUGCCAAUGAUAUAUAUAUCCUUGAUGUUGACGGAUGGGCCGGGGGAAUAUGAUCAU
This is a messenger RNA of Suillus plorans, 779 nucleotides long. RefSeq lists its product as uncharacterized. The coding region runs from base 1 to 573 and encodes 190 amino acids. The transcript is spliced from 3 exons. The record is from RefSeq and is a predicted model, not a curated record. NCBI's taxonomy places the organism in Eukaryota, Fungi, Basidiomycota, Agaricomycetes, Boletales, Suillaceae.